This is a messenger RNA of Chara braunii, 5698 nucleotides long. The record is from the annotation of a GenBank genome assembly. Lineage: Eukaryota; Viridiplantae; Streptophyta; Charophyceae; Charales; Characeae.
GAUGACAAUGACUCGACCCACAAAAAAAAAUCACCAUGGCUGGUGCCCCCCCCUGCAACCCCAUCUAACGACGAUUCGUCCAGUCGACAAGGCGAGGCCCGACUCGCUCGCUGCCAACGUCGACAUAUGAUAGCGCAAACCGCCAUGAGCGUGGAGACACGGGAAUGUCGACGGCCAGAUUGCACGCAUGCCGAUGACGACACCACCGUCGGCAACCCCCUCAAACCCCAACGAGGCAAUUCGACAGGCUGUUGGCUCGUCUUCAAUGCCAAGCGAAGCAAGAAUCAUGAGGCCUGUCGCGAGGAACAAAGGAGUGAGAAGAGAAGGAAAUACAGAAACCAUCUGGCACAUCGCCGACCCAAGCAGGAAUCAUGGGGGCGAUCGCGUGGAACGAGCGAGAGGGAACCAGAAGGGAACACAAUAACCGUGUGCCCCAAUGUCUUCGUCAUCCGUUCCCUCCGUCCCCGCCACUUACGACACGUGCAACGAUAUGAUGAUCAUCGGGGUGUUGAUGAAGAUGAUGAUGAUGCUGAUUGCGAUGCAGAUGAUGCAGAUGAUGAUGAUGAUGAUGACUACGACGAUGUCGAUGAUGAUGAUGUUGAUGACUACGACGGUGGCGAUGUUGAUGACUACGACGAUGAUGAUGAUGAUCGUGAUGAUCAUGAUGGUGUUGAUGAUGAUGACAACGAUGAUGAUGAUGAUGAUGACGAUGACGUUGACGAUGAGGAUGAUGACGAUGACGUUGACGAUGAGGAUGAUGACGAUGAUGAUGAUGAUGAUGACGAUGAUGAUGAUGAUGAUGAUGACGAUGAUGAUGAUGAUGAUGAUGAUGAUGAUGAUGAUGAUGAUGACGAUGAUGAUGAUGAUGAUGAUGAUGAUGAUGAUGAUGAUGAUGAUGAUGGGUGCGUAAUGGAGGCGACCUUCUCGACACCACGAAUCAUGGAGUCGAUGUUCUCGACACCAUUAACCAUGAUUCAACAGCCGUGUGGUCCUGUGAUCUUCGUCGAAGCCAACAAGCGCCGCAGGGUUCUGGGGGCUGUCUUGCGGUGGGAGAAUGCGAAAGGCAGUCGUCGACGGUUCUACAUGAAAAAUGUGUACGGUUUGAAGGGGAACCUCAUCGCCGGUGCCAAGGGGGCAGUUCUCGACAUGUGUCUAUUCGAGGGGUUCGGAGUGGGUGCUGCGAACACCCUGUUCUACAACGAUCUCCGACGGCAGGGCGGGUUUGUUUUUGGUCGAGAGUUCUUCGACUUGUUGGAGGACAAGGACAUCGCCCUCGACGUCCCUUGCGAAGUCGGUCCCGACCUGGAAUUGUCAAUGCCUUUGCAGUUGUGCGGCGGUUGUGAGUCGAGCAAGGCAGCGGGGGAGGGGGGGGAUCUGGGUUCCGGCCAAGCUACACAUGUGCAGCGGGAGGAUGCCAGAGGUCAGUUUGACAACAGCGAAGAUGAGGCGACACCGUGUUCGCCGUUUUCACCGUCGAGGGAAAGAGACCGGUCCGUGCUGUCCAUACCUGGGGUCCGGCUACAGACCCCGGUUCGACAAGAGGUCGUAGCGGAUACCGGAGAGGAGGCAGUCCAGUGUGGGUCCGACUUGGAGCUCGCCGAGGGCCAUGGCGCGGACGACAAGGCCGUGGGCGGUGAGGGAGCGCAGGGGACUCCCCAAAAAAGGAGGGGAGAUUGUCAAGAGGACUUGGUAGGCUCUUCGAAGAAACAGAAGACCAGGACCCCGAAGACUACGGGAGAGAAACGGAAGGGAAGGGGGGUGGAAGAGGACCACCCGAGUAGCAAAUGUACGGCUUCAAAACAAAAACAGCCUGCGUCAAGACCUUCCACGACAAGGCCUGCCAUCGACGUGAACGCCGGGAACUUCCUGGAGUACAAAGACGGCGUCAGGACAAAGUGGGAGUUUGAGAUUAGCCCGGCUCAGAUCGUCGACCUCGGGGAGUGGGAGGAUAUUUACAACCAGCGGUCGCUGGAUCCUGUCCUCGCACAACGUCUGAAGUCGGAGGAGUGGAAGGACGAGCUGGCGGGAGAAUACUACUACUACGAGGUGUGCGGGCAGCAUAACGCGGCUGCAGCCCGGUCGCUGCUCGAGAGCGAGGUGGCCAAGAAGUACAAUUUCGAGGCGCGAAUGCUUUACUUUUCGGACGACGACUUUGAAGGGUAUUUUCUUGUUAGUUCACAGGACAACAAGAAGGAUCUGAAGGCGCCUCCAAGACAGUUGAAACUGUCGAUGAAAGACAUUCGGUGGCAGUGGAAGCAUGACGGCUGCCCGAGAGCUAUGAUGGGGAACCCUAGCGGGAAACAGGAUCAGGUUCGGGCUUGGCGCAAAAAGGAGAAAGAAGAGGGCGAUUGGUUCGUGCAAGUGCCCGACCCGGACGCACAUUGUUGGAAAGCAAUGGAAUCACUCACGGACAAUGAGAAGUGUCGUGUUCUUAAGAAGGUGCUUGCUUGCGAGGUCGUUUGGGUCCAGGCCGACUCCCCGUCGUUGGCGAAGUUGGGGAAGCUCAGCGUGCAGGAUAUGGUGCAGCUGGUGAAGUGCGACCGCGUGUUGGUCCGGUUGUGGAAUUACUACCAAUUCAAACACGAGAAGAGGCCGGACGUAGAUUGGAUCCAAAGGUACCCUUUCCUGAAAUCGAGGUCUGCUGUGUUAACGAAGUUUGAAAGUCGGGGAUUGGAUGACGAGUUGUGGGAUAACAGCAGGAAACACGUUUUCGACUCGGCGCUGUUCAAGGACUGCCCGCCGUACAUGGGUUGCGACCAGGACAACUCGAUUGAGGUGACGGAGAAGUUGGCGGGCCACAAGAAGUUGUCCGUCGACUGGGGAAACAAGGUUCUUUCCGUGUUGAAUGGGAGCAGACUGAAGAGCCGGGAGGUUGCCCUUGCCGAAAGCAUUGUUCACAUUAAAUGGAAAGACACGGGGGACGUUACAUCCAUCGCGUCGUUCGCUAACGACCCUUUGGAGGCGGAGAUCAGGGGCGCAGAGCUGAAGGAAGCAGUGGCUGUAACAAAGAACCACACAUUCGUCCUCGAUCUGUGCGAGCCAGUUGCCCUCAAACUACGGAAGGAAGGCCCAAGCGUGGGAGACUUUAGACACAACCUCACGUUUCUAGCCAGCAUGCACCAUUUUUCUUUCGUCAAGCUGUUGGAAGGGAAGUGGGUGAGGAGAGUUCAGCAAAAGAAAAGCUUCCCCGUUGGGAACAAUUUGUACAUGGAGGAAGACCGCAUGUACAUCCUCUUCAAGGGUGACGAUCUGCGCGCCAACACGUUCGUGGUCUACGAGGGAAACCUGCCCAGGGGUGCCGCUGCUGCGGUGCGAUUGCCUCAAAGGGUCACCCAGAUGGAUGUGUCCGAGAUUCCCUUUGUGCCUUGUGAUUGGUCGCUGGUGGCACCGGAACGACUGGGCAGUGUCUACCGGGAUAUGGAACGCAAUCCGAUACAAUUCGUAGGUUUUCUUGAUUUCCUUGGCAAGAAGGGAGAGGGUGUCGUGUUCCUUGGGAAACCGCACGCGCGAAGUGUCUGGGAUCUUCUGAAGGUCGGCCGACACAUUGUCGCGAUGGAAGGGAACGCCGAGCUCUUGCAAUUCACGAUGCAGGUGGUGAAAAGCGAGGUCAGUUCAGGCGGGCACAAUUGUGAGUUCAUGGUCAUGAAGCCAACACGGGAUAAGGUGUGGAGCAACAAGACGGAUAUGUGGUUGCAGUUGAGCGAGAGGAAGAGGAACAAGAUAUACGAUUUCUUGUUCCUUCAAACGCGGCCGAGGAAGGACUCUGACGCCGAGUACAUCCGCCGGAAGGACCACAUGUUGGCACUGCUCAACAACUACCACUUCGCCUCCCACAUGAGCGCGACGACGUUUCUGGAUAGGCUGCGGUCGCUGUACUUCGUGGAGUCCGAUGAGCAGUUAAAGUUAGUCAGUUACGCUUCCCUGAUCUCCACUGAUGACGAGGAAGCCACAGGUGUGGAGUUCGUCGCCAACGCGAAGGAGGAGGAGAGCGACACGGAGAGUAUUGACCUGCAAUACGACCCACCUCCGGCGGACCACGGCAGAGGGUCCGCGUCGGCCGGUCCGUCACCAAGCGGUGCAGCCCUCGUGUCACCGUCGGCCAGACCGGCGCCGGGCACCACGCCGAUGAAGUUGCUGGAGAGACUCAGAGCUCAGGCCGACAAGUGCUGGUUGGAAUUGACGGAGGAGUACUACGACCUCUACACGAGUCCGUCGAAGGGCGUGGUGGACUGGAAAGUGCCCCCUCCCAAUGACCCGAACGGUAGUUCGGGGGGGGGGGCACCUGGAAGUGGAGGGGAUGGGGGUGGUGGCGCGGGGGGUGGCAAAGGAAUCUCGCCUAGUGGGGAGAGGCGGUCUCACGGCCGCAACACGACACCGGGAGGCAGCGUCGGGGUGGCGGGUUUCGCCGUCGACCGGGCUCCGUCAACAAGCACCUGGCCGGAGCAUACGACACAGUCCGCCGACCUCCCGACUUCGUCCGUGGGCUCAGCGAGGGACACGUUGGCAGCCUUGCUUGCUCUAGGCAGUCGCUCCGGCGGAAAAUUGAAGUCUGCCGGGAUCCGAACUACGUCCGUUGAGGAGCCGCCAGAGAGGUCCGGAAUGCAAAGCCGCUCGGGGUCGGGGGAGGCAAGCAAGGAUCCCGAAAUUGGCAGCAUUGCGGCGCGGGACGGAAACGUCGGAAAGGUGUUGCAUGAGCAAGAGCGACAGCCGCAAGGAUUGCAGCGAGAGGCUGCAAGUACAGGGUCCGGCGACACGGAGACGACGAAGUCCGCUGAGAUCCGAACUUCUUCGGGCGGGGGGUGUCGGUCAGGGAUUGUCGUGCCAUUGAGAGGGGCAGCGUGCACGGAGACGGAAGAGCGGUCCUCGGGAUUCAACACGGGUACCGCGGAAGGGGAUGAGUUUCGUGGAAGGGAAGUAGGGGAGAAAAUAGAGGAAUGGAGGGGAGCGGAAGAAGGGGAGGAAGAAGGGGAGGAAGAAGCGGAAGAAGAGGAGGAAGGGGAGGAAGCGGGAGAAAUGGAGCUACUUGAUUUGCUUGAAGGAAGGGAGGGUGCCGGAUCUGGAGACGAAGAAGUGGAGCACAGUGGGGACGAUGCCGGAUCUGGAGAGUCGUCUGACGAGUUCGAACAACUGUACGGAGAGCAUCACGAGGAUGAUGUCGACGACGAUGCCACAGCAAUAGAGAUAAAGACACAGGUCGUUAGCAGCCUUUCUGCACAGCCUGAAGAUUAUGCGGUCCGAUCACUGACAUCUGCUAUCGACUUGCAACACCGCUUCGACGAGGCUUCUGUCGCUAUUAGCCCGUCUAAAACAAGUCAGCGUAUAAGCAUCGACGAAGUUAUCGACUGUAUCCUCGGCGACCACAACGUGUCUGCCCGUUCGUCCACAACGCCUGACAUCGACGAAACUGGCAACGUCACGUCUUCCGUGGCAGCUGCCCUUGCUUCGUCGCCGCCGAAGUCCCUGGUCCUGCCGGCCACCCUUGCCGCCGGAGAGGAAGGCGAGGUCGGGGAACGACAACAUGUCACAUCCCCAAAAAAAUCGAGGGUCGGCGGUCAAGCUCUCGACGUGCUCACUUUGCCAGCGCCAAAUUCCCCAUCGAAGGAGCGGAGAGAGAAACAGAUUGGUAAGCCGUGAAGAACGCCACAUUGUCUGCGCGUUCGGAUGUCGUCGGAUUACAGUCCACGCUGUACACACGACG